AUGGUCCAGUUGCUCCUGGACUACUGGAAACUUCUGCCGCAAAGCUACACCAUCCGUUUCUGCGACUUCCUCCUCAUCAGUUGUCAGUUCCCUCGUCUCAUCCUCCCAGAAAGCAAACCUGAGAUGGCCAACCUGCCUGAGCACUGUCGGCUGAGUCUUGCCCUGGAACCUGGGGACGCCGGUGGCCAGAAGACGGCAGAGCUGAGGGAGGACCACAGGGCCAGCACCGGCCCACAGGGCCAGACGCCCCCCGCGCCCAGCCCCAGGACGGGCCACCUGUCCCCCCGCCGGGAUAGCCUGGACAGCUCCUCUUCAACCCCCGGGGACCACUUGGGGGCCAGGCUCACCCACUUCGGGGGGCUCUGGCGGGCUGGCGAGCGGGGGCCACUGGGCUCGGGGCCCGGUCCCCGGUCCCUGUCUGAGCAGGUGGAGAAGAACCGUCUGUUACUGAGGGAGAUGCUGAGAGGUGGGGGGGCAGCCACCCUGAAGCCAGGACCCCCGAGCUGCGACAGAGCUGCCCCAGAGCCCACACCCAGGCCCGGACAGGACAGGCUGCCCCCACCACAGGCCCGCGUGAAGGCCAGGAUGCGGCCACUCCGUGCCAGCCACGACAUCAUGCCCACCUUGGCCCCAGACAGACAGGCACAGGGGGACCCCGCGGGGCCCAGCCCGCCCGCCGCCGCCCCCUGGGACCGGAGCAGGAGAAGCGGCGGCCGUGGCGGCUUCGCCCCGGGCCUGGGUCUGAAGAAAAUCUUCUCGGCCCUGGGCCAGGCCGCCCGGCCACUAGCGGGCCGGACCCGCAGUCACAGCGUGGAGCAGCUGCGGACCCCCACGCCGGGCCCCGGCACCCCGGAGGCGAGGAGGGCGCCGUCACUGCAGUUCCUGCACCUGGUGUCGCGCUCGCCCCAGCGCGGGAAAUCCCCCUCCUUCCACAGCCUCCAGGCCCUGCUGAGUGGCCGCGGGGACCGGGCCAACCUCUACCGGGUCCAGGAGCCGGCGGGGGACAGUUCUGCGGGCAGGCCCCACAGCACCCCGCCACGGCGCGCCCUCAGUGUGGAGGACGUGGGGGCGCCCAGCCGGGCACGCACGGUGGGCCGCGUGGUGGCAGCGUUUCCGGACGGCACCAGCCAGCUACAGCUGCAGUGUAGCCCUGGGGGCACCUUCGGCUUCUCCGUGGCCGCGGGCAGCGGGCGCCGGGACUCAGGGCUGUACGUGCGGGCGAUGGCCGACGUGGGCACGGCCAAGCUGUACUCGGGGCUGCUGGCGGUGGGGGACGAGAUCCUGGAGGUGGACGGGGCCAAGGUGGCGGCGCUGGGCACGGCCCACGUGCAGGAGCUCCUGGCGCGCGCCGACAGCGUGUCCCUGCGCGUGCUGCGGCAGAGGCCGGCGCCGCGGUGA
Molecule: messenger RNA, 1398 nt
Organism: Sorex fumeus (smoky shrew)
Lineage: Eukaryota; Metazoa; Chordata; Mammalia; Eulipotyphla; Soricidae
Product: KIAA1614 ortholog
Exons: 8
Coding region: 1-1398 (465 amino acids)
Biological process (GO): regulation of cellular localization; establishment or maintenance of cell polarity; centrosome cycle
Cellular component (GO): nucleus; apical plasma membrane; cell cortex
Molecular function (GO): protein kinase C binding
Source: RefSeq, a predicted model, not a curated record